This is a messenger RNA of Apus apus (common swift), 1164 nucleotides long. It is a transcript of the gene PUDP, whose product is annotated as pseudouridine 5'-phosphatase. The record is from RefSeq and is a predicted model, not a curated record. NCBI's taxonomy places the organism in Eukaryota, Metazoa, Chordata, Aves, Apodiformes, Apodidae. Gene Ontology annotation, molecular function: phosphatase activity. The coding region runs from base 1 to 957 and encodes 318 amino acids. The transcript is spliced from 4 exons.
AUGGACUUCGUUAAUGGACUUCGUUUCUUCGGGGCGGGGGGGGAAGCAAACAAGCAAGCAGUCAAGCAGCAGAGGGACCUCCGGCCUGCGCUCCCGGCAGGAAGCGGCGCAGUCACCGCCACACGCCCCCGCUCCCCGCCCGGCCCGGCCUUGCCCCGCGGCGGCCCCGCGUCCCCCCCGGCUCCUGCCGCCGCUGCCGAGCGCGCUUGCGCCGCCGCUGCCGAGCGGGCAACCGGCUGCCCUGGCCUCGCCAUGUCAGCUCCCUCUCCGGCCGGGGCCGCGCUGCGGCCGGUCACUCACCUGAUCUUUGACAUGGACGGCCUCCUGCUGGAUACCGAGCGUCUCUAUACAGUAGUGUUUGAAGAGAUCUGUGGGCGUUUUGGAAAGGCCUAUACCUGGGAUGUGAAAUCCUUGGUCAUGGGUAAAAAAGCCCUAGAAGGAGCAGAGAUUAUUCGAGAUGUUCUAGAUCUUCCCAUAACCAAAGAAGAGUUAUUAUAUGAAAGUAAAAUGAAGCAGGAGAAGAUAUUCCCUACAGCUGAAUUGAUGCCAGGGGUCGAUAAGCUGAUCCGUCAUUUACACAAACACAACAUACCUAUAGCUGUUGCCACCAGCUCAGCUGAAGUGACAUUUCACAUGAAAACAGCCAGACACAAAGACUUCUUUGGUCUUUUUAAUCAUAUUGUGUUGGGAGAUGACCCUGAGGUGAAGUGUGGCAAGCCACAGCCUGAUGCAUUUCUAGUUUGUGCAACCAGAUUUCACCCUCCUGCCCCUCCAGAGAAGUGUCUUGUGUUUGAAGAUUCACCACUUGGAGUCAAAGGAGCCCUGGCAGCAGGUAUGCAAGUGGUUAUGAUUCCAGAUGAAAAAUUAAAUCCAGAUCUUAAAAAGGAGGCAACACUACUGCUGAACUCCAUGGAGGAUUUCAAACCAGAACUGUUUGGUUUACCACCAUAUGAUUAAUGUUGAUGAACAUGCACUUUGCUAGAGAUUGGGAAAGUGGAAUGAAAUUUUGUUAGUGAUUUUCCUUUUUUUUUUUUCUCUUCCUCAAAAUUGAAGGACAAAAAUCCUGCUAACACCAAGUCUUCCACACAGUACUUUUGCAUGUUGACUGGAAUGUUUAUGAUUUCUUCUUGUAAUAAAUGCUAAAUUAAAGCAACUUUUCAUCUA